CCCUUCGUUCCAAAAUACUCGCGCUUUGUGCGGCCAAGAUGUCUGCGCCCGUGGAGGUGGUGCUCACUGCGGAUUCUUCAGGGCAGCUGUGGAACUGUGCCGUUUUUGACCCUCACACCGGAACGAACCUCCUCUCAUCGGGAGGAAACUCAUCCGCCCGCUCUUUAACCAUCUUAAACGGGGAAUACAUCCUCGGAGCUCAGCUGGGCAAGAACUUCAUCAACGUGUGGGAGAUACAAAGGAAGGACCAACUGCAGCAGAAAAUCGUGUGUCCUGGAAUCGUAACCUGCCUAACAGCCUCCCCUGAUGGAAUCUACGUGCUGGCUGGUAUCGCUGAAGCCAUUUAUCUAUGGGAGGUUUCUACUGGAAACUUGCUGGUGAUUUUGAACCGUCAUUACCAGGACCUGAGCUGUCUGCGUUUCACAGACGACAGCAGCCAUUUUGUGUCUGGAGGAAAAGACAAUCUGGCACUCGUAUGGAACCUCGCCAGCGUCAUACAGUUGGACUCAUCUCACACUCCAGAGCCUCGGCACGUGUUAUCACGUCACUCUCUCCCCAUCACGGACAUCCACUGUGGGCUGAUGGGACCUCAGGCGAGACUGGCCACUGCGUCUUUAGACCAGACGGUUAAGCUGUGGGAAAUCUCCUCCGGAGAGAUGCUUUUGUCAGUCCUCUUCGACACCAGUAUCAUGUCGGUGACCCUUGACCCCUGUGAGUACUUAUUGUUCUGUGGAGGAAGUGAUGGAAAUAUCUUCCAGGUGUCCCUCUGUAACACGGCUCUGAGUCGGGAUAAGACGUUCCAGUCGGACGGCGAGGGCAAUCAGAUGUUUAAAGGCCACAGGAACCUGGUGACGUGUCUGUCCGUGUCCAUGGACGGAACGCUGCUGCUGUCAGGUUCACAUGACGAGACUGUCAGGAUGUGGGACGUUCAGAGCAAACAGUGCAUCCGCUGCAUCAACCACAAAGGUCAGGUGACCAACGCAGCUAUUAUUCCGGCCCCCGGGAACAUGUUCCUGCCCGACAGUCGCCCCGGCGUCCCGCUGCCUCGCUUCAGUCGACAUCUGAACAACUCUGAACAGGCCGAAGGAGCCGGAGCGGGAGGAAUAAGUCUCAGGCUGGGCGGCGACCGCCAGGAGCGUGAGGAGACGUAUCUGGAGAAAGCAGAGCGCCUCCAUUCUCUUAUGUGUGCUGUCACAGAUAAGAGCGUGUUCGGCGACGGAGAGAACACCAAGGUGCGCGUGUCGGAGUUAGAAGAAGAGGUGAGGACCCUGAAGAAAAUUAACAAGGAUCUGUACGAGUUCUCAGCCCAGCUCCUUACAAAGCCUCAUUAGAAAGACCUUCAUGAAGCCAAAUCACGUUCACCAGAAACCCAGUCAAAUAAUGAGGAAAAACCGUUCAGGCAGAUUUUUGUGAUUCUCAGAAGAGUCUGACUUUAUACAAUAAACGUUGUUUUUUUUUUUGUACAAA
Molecule: messenger RNA, 1467 nt
Organism: Silurus meridionalis
Lineage: Eukaryota; Metazoa; Chordata; Actinopteri; Siluriformes; Siluridae
Gene: wdr18
Product: WD repeat domain 18
Biological process (GO): rRNA processing; DNA-templated DNA replication
Cellular component (GO): nuclear pre-replicative complex
Molecular function (GO): protein binding
Source: RefSeq, a predicted model, not a curated record